Adineta steineri is the source of this 693-nucleotide messenger RNA. NCBI's taxonomy places the organism in Eukaryota, Metazoa, Rotifera, Eurotatoria, Adinetida, Adinetidae. The record is from the annotation of a GenBank genome assembly.
AUGUUUGAGAAUAGCAAUUGUACUAUCACAUCAUUAAAUACAGGUGCAUUUAAACGUACCAAACAGAAUGAUAAUACAACAAUAAAUCAUUCAUUUAUAUCACCGUUACCAGAACCACAACAGCAACAACAACAACGUAAUCAUUCAUCAGCCCGUCGUCGGCAUCGAACAACAUUUACCCAAGAACAACUUAAUGAACUUGAAAUAUCAUUUGCUAAAGGUCAUUAUCCUGAUAUAUAUUUACGUGAAGAAUUAGCACGAACAACAAAAUUGAAUGAAGCACGUAUACAGGUAUGGUUUCAAAAUCGACGUGCAAAAGCUCGUAAACAAUCACAUAAUUCUUCAUCAUCGGGCAGUACAUCAACAUCAUCAUUAUCAUCUGUUCGUUUAUCAUCAAAAACAUUUUCAACAAAUCCAACAUCAUCAUCAUCAUUUCAUCAAAUGUUUAAUGGACGUGCAAAUGCAUCAACAUCAUCUCCAACAAGUAUUAUGAUGACAACAGAUCCGACAAUGUUUUAUCCAUCAUUUCCACCAUCAUCAUGUGAUUUUAAUGUUCGUUCAACUAUUGAAAAUUCAAUGCCAUUUCAUUCUCCAUAUCAACAACAACAUCAAAAUACUGAAGAUGAAUAUACAAGAAAUAUGCGUAUGCAAAAUUUAAUUAAUCAUCAUCCUAAUCUAUAUCAUCAUGGUUAA